Molecule: messenger RNA, 684 nt
Organism: Uranotaenia lowii
Lineage: Eukaryota; Metazoa; Arthropoda; Insecta; Diptera; Culicidae
Exons: 4
Coding region: 117-569 (150 amino acids)
Source: RefSeq, a predicted model, not a curated record
UGGCGCAUGAGGAAAUGUUGCUUUUUCGUCGUAUGCGUAUACGCCAGAUGCUCGUAAGAAGGUCGAACUCUUUAGUGUCCAUCCAUAAGCUGAUAUGAAGUUGAAAAAUCUCGAAAAUGGAUCUAAUUAAGCUAAUGGGCUACAAAUAUGCUGGAAUGAAUUUCCUGGUAGCGCUGUGGUUAGCUGUCCGAAGCAUCGCUCAUCUAGGAUCGCCAUACGAAAACGACUUGGGACUGGCGCUGGAGAUUGUCUUAUGCUUACUUUGGACGGCAUUCUGUGUGCUGUUAAUCAUUGGAAUUUACAAGGAUAUUUCCAAGCAUGUCCACAAAUACUUGCUCUUUGUCAGAUUUCGAAGUCUGUGCGUGUUUUUGUAUCUGUCGAGUAUUUCUGUAAACAUGAUGGUUGAUUUGGGACAUUCGGAAUCCAUUCCAAGGAUGCUGGUGAUCGGCAUUUUGAUUCUAGUUGUUUUAGCAUUAAUUGUCGGAAUUUUCUUCUUCGAGCUGUGGGCCCUUGAACAUUUCAAAAAGUAUAUUGAAUCUAAGCGGGAGUCAAUGGAACCAUUUUCCUAAUUAUCGAUAACGAACUAUCAAUUUAAUCUAAGUAUUGUUACUUUUGAUUGAAAUUUUAACUCUACUAGCUAGUGAGCACAAAAGUUGCCAUCAGAACAUGAGAAAAGAUUGUUUU